AUGUCGGUGGAUCUCCAACCCCCAGAGCUUGGAUUCAGGCGCCCGUUCACCCACGAAGUCAGCCAAGUGCUGCGCCUCGCCAAUCCAAACUCCGRGCCAGUGGCCUUCAAGGUCAAGACUACCGCGCCCAAGCAGUAUUGCGUGCGCCCCAACUCCGGUCGCAUCGAGCCGGGCCAGCAUGUCGAGGUGCAGGUGUUGCUGCAGGCGAUGAAGGAGGACCCACCACCAGAUGCGCGCUGCAGGGACAAGUUCUUGGUGCAGUCGGUCGCCAUCAGCGCAGCUAGUGACGUUAGCAAUGUCGCUCAGGUUUGGGCCAACAUCGAGCAAACUGCCAAGAGCAGCAUCCAAGAAAAGAAGAUUCGUGUCUCUUUCCUGCCCGCCGACGGUAGCGAUCCUUCCACAAACGGCAUCGCCCACUCCCUCCACGAAGACGACCACCCACCGGCAUACUCCUCACCAGCCCCAACUCCACAGCGAUCGAGCGUCCUACCGCCUACCGACAACAGCAAGAGCCCCGAGGCGCCUACGGUUGCGCAAUCCACCCUCAACACCGCAACUGCUGCUGUUUCCAGCGUGACUGGCUAUAGCGAGCAGGACCUCAAGCGUCAACUCGAGGAGGCCAAGUCUACCAUCUCUCGGUUACAGCAACAGGCCGCGGAUGGAUUGAGGCAGCGGAAGACUGGAGGGGCCGGAGCAUCGGUUGAGAAGACGAACCCAGCGAGUCAGCAGACUGUCUCGCCCCCAGGCGGUGUCUCUGUUCAGAUUGUCGCAUUGUUGUGCUUGUUCAGCUUCUUGCUUGCAUACAUUUUCUUCUAG
Messenger RNA from Ramularia collo-cygni, 816 nucleotides. RefSeq names its product related to (VAMP)-associated protein. The record is from RefSeq and is a predicted model, not a curated record. The transcript has 4 exons. Gene Ontology annotation, cellular component: endoplasmic reticulum membrane; plasma membrane. Gene Ontology annotation, molecular function: FFAT motif binding. Gene Ontology annotation, biological process: endoplasmic reticulum membrane organization. The coding region runs from base 1 to 816 and encodes 271 amino acids. Lineage: Eukaryota; Fungi; Ascomycota; Dothideomycetes; Mycosphaerellales; Mycosphaerellaceae.